UGACCCAUUUUCCGUUGCACUUUUCGUUUACUUUGAAUGAAAAAAAACACAGCCACUGCACGCGCCUGCGCACUUGAACCACCGGACUUAUCAAAUACGUUAAUCUAAUCGUUCGUGACAUAUUCCGCCUAGCCAUCCGACGAACGAACGGUUAGUUUCGCACCGAAGCCGCUCCCGCUCGCAUCGUAAUCUACCAAAAGCACAAAAUGUCUUCGACCCUGCUGCCCGGAAAUAUUGUUUACGGAGGUCCUGUGACGGAACAAGAGGCCCAGAACUACAGAUCCUUGGGACAAUAUGUGCUGGACAAGUACAAGAGCUUUGGCGACCAAACGGUGCUGGUGGAUGCCGUCAAUGGAGUGGAGUACACGGCCAGUUUCAUGCACAAGUCCAUUGUCCGGCUGGCCUACAUCCUCCAGAAACUGGGAGUCAAGCAGAACGACGUCGUCGGCUUGUCCAGCGAAAACAGCGUGAAUUUUGCCAUAGCCAUGUUCGCCGGCUUUGCAGUCGGCGCCACUGUGGCUCCUCUCAACGUGACCUACUCGGACCGCGAGGUGGACCAUGCCAUUAACUUGUCCAAGCCAAAGAUCAUAUUCGCUUCCAAGAUCACCAUUGAUCGUGUGGCCAAGGCGGCCAGCAAGAAUAAGUUCGUCAAGGGCAUCAUCGCCUUCAACGGAGGUUCCAAGAAUUUCAACAACGUCUACGAUUUCAAGGAGCUGAUGGACAACGACAAGUUCAAGACACAGCCGGAGUUUUUGGGACCGGCAGCCAAUAAGAACGAGGACGUCUCUCUGAUUGUGUGCUCUUCGGGAACCACCGGACUCCCAAAGGGUGUACAGCUGACCCAGAUGAAUCUUCUGGCCACGCUCGACUCGCAAAUCCAGCCUACCGUCAUUCCCAUGGAGGAAGUCACUCUGCUCACCGUCAUUCCCUGGUUCCACGCCUUUGGCUGCCUGACGCUCAUCACCACCGCCUGCCGCGGAGCCCGCCUGGUGUAUCUGCCCAAGUUCGAGGAGAACCUCUUCCUCUCGGCCAUCGAAAAGUAUCGCGUGAUGAUGGCCUUCAUGGUGCCGCCACUGAUGGUCUUCCUGGCCAAGCACCCCAUCGUGGACAAGUACGAUCUGUCCUCGCUAAUGGUUCUGCUGUGUGGAGCAGCACCGCUGAGCCGCGAGACCGAGGAUCAGAUCAAGGAGCGCAUUGGAGUGCCGUUCAUCCGACAGGGCUACGGUCUCAGCGAGUCCACGCUGAGUGUGCUGGUGCAGAACGACGAGUUCUGCAAGCCCGGCAGUGUGGGCGUGCUUAAGGUGGGAAUCUAUGCCAAGGUGAUCGAUCCCGACACCGGCAAGCUGCUCGGCGCCAAUGAGCGAGGCGAGCUGUGCUUCAAAGGCGACGGCAUUAUGAAGGGCUACAUCGGAGACACCAAGUCCACACAGACGGCCAUCAAGGAUGGUUGGCUGCACACCGGCGACAUUGGCUACUACGACGAUGAUUUUGAGUUCUUCAUCGUGGACCGCAUUAAGGAGCUGAUCAAGUACAAGGGCUUCCAAGUGCCGCCCGCCGAGAUUGAGUCGCUGCUGCUCACCAACGACAAGAUCAAGGAUGCGGCGGUCAUUGGCAAGCCGGACGAGGAGGCUGGCGAGCUGCCGAUGGCCUUUGUUGUGAAACAGGCGAAUGUAGAGCUGACCGAGAGCGAGGUGAUUCAGUUCGUCAAUGACAACGCCUCGCCCGCCAAGCGGCUGAGGGGCGGCGUGAUCUUCGUCGACGAAAUUCCAAAGAACCCCAGUGGCAAGAUCCUGCGUCGCAUUCUGCGUGACAUGCUCAAGAAGCCAAAGUCCAAGUUGUAAGGGGAUCGCUCCCCUUUUGGGUGUGUGUAAAAACAAUUGACUAUGUGUAUGUUUUAUUAUUGCUAAACUUUGUUUUAUAAACUACCAACUGGUUGGGUUUCGAUUUACUCAUA
Drosophila subpulchrella is the source of this 1954-nucleotide messenger RNA. Its product is annotated as 4-coumarate--CoA ligase 1. Gene Ontology annotation, biological process: fatty-acyl-CoA biosynthetic process; long-chain fatty acid metabolic process. The record is from RefSeq and is a predicted model, not a curated record. Gene Ontology annotation, molecular function: long-chain fatty acid-CoA ligase activity. The transcript is spliced from 3 exons. Bases 207 to 1841 code for a protein of 544 amino acids. NCBI's taxonomy places the organism in Eukaryota, Metazoa, Arthropoda, Insecta, Diptera, Drosophilidae.